GCGCCCAAGGCGAGGUCGGCACUCCCCGUCCCCGCGGCUGGCGCAGGACCUCACUCGAGCGGAGCGCGCACGGGGAGCGGGUCGCGGGGCGGCGGCGAGAGGGCGGCGAGAAGGAGUCGGAGGAGGCGAGGGCGGCGAGCAGAGCGGGGUCCCGGCCGCCCCGCGGGCCAAGGUCGACCCCCCGCGCGUGGGCGAGCGCGCCAGCCGGCCCCUCGUCCGAGAGCCACCGCCACAAAGAGAACGCCGGCGCCUGCUCCCCAUGACUUCCUAGAGCGCGCGGUCCCCGCCGAGUCCGCUCCCUCCCGGGCCGCGCCCCGCGCCCCUGUGCGUCCCCGCGCGCCCCGACCCGCGCCCCGCCGGCAUGGACGUCCACACCCGCUGGAAAGCGCGCAGCCCGCCGCGCCCGGGCGCCCCGCUGCUGUCCCCGCCGCCGCUGCUGCUGCUGCUGCUGCUGCUGUGGGCGCCGCCUCUGAGCCGCGCAGCUCAGCCAGCAGAUCUCCUUAAGGUUCUAGAUUUUCACAACUUGCCUGAUGGAAUAACAAAGACAACAGGUUUCUGUGCCACGCGGAGAUCUUCCAAAGGCCCAGAUGUCGCUUACAGAGUCACGAAAGACGCCCAGCUCAGUGCACCCACCAAGCAGCUGUAUCCUGCGUCUUCAUUUCCCGAGGAUUUCUCCAUUCUAACCACUGUGAAAGCCAAGAAGGGCAGCCAGGCCUUCCUGGUCUCCAUCUACAAUGAGCAGGGCAUCCAGCAGAUCGGCCUGGAAAUGGGCCGCUCUCCUGUCUUCCUCUAUGAGGACCACACAGGGAAACCGGGGCCGGAGGACUAUCCCCUCUUCAGGGGCAUCAACCUGUCGGAUGGCAAGUGGCACAGGAUUGCUCUCAGCAUCCACAAGAAAAACGUCACCCUGAUCCUGGACUGUAAGAAGAAGACCAGCAAGCCCCUCGAGCGCAGCGACCACCCUAUAAUAGACGUCAACGGCAUCAUCGUGUUCGGCACCCGGAUCCUGGAUGAGGAGGUGUUCGAGGGUGAUAUCCAGCAGCUGCUCUUCGUCUCGGACCACCGGGCAGCUUACGAUUACUGUGAGCACUACAGCCCUGACUGUGACACCGCGGUCCCCGACACCCCCCAGUCACAGGAUCCCAACCCGGAUGAAUACUACCCGGAAGGAGAAGGGGAAGGUGAUGCCUACUACUACGAGUACCCCUACUAUGAAGACACAGAGGACCCGGGCAAGGAGCCCGCCCCCACCAGCAAGCCCGUGGAAGCUGCUCGAGAGACCACAGAGAUCGCCGAGGAGCAGACCCCAGCCUCCACGGCAGCGCCCCCAGUGCCCGACCCCAGCGAGGCUGCCAGGAGGGAGGAGGACCCCGGCAUCGGUGACUACGACUACAUGCCCAGUGAGGACUACUACACGCCCGCCCCUUAUGAGGACCUGAACUACAACGAGGGCUUCGAGAACCCCGACCUGCCCCCGGAUCACGGCGCCAGGGCCGAGGUGCCCACCAGCACCACCAGCACCGCCAACGCCUCCAAUCCUGCUCCACCUCCAGAGGACGACCUGGAAGGCGAGUUUACAGAAGAAACUAUCAGGAACCUGGACGAGACCUACUACGACCCCUACUAUGACCCCACGGUCUCCCCGUCGGAGAUAGGGCCAGGCAUGCCUGCCAACCAGGACACCAUCUACGAAGGGAUCGAAGGACCUCGCGGAGAGAAGGGUCAGAAGGGAGAGCCCGCCAUCAUCGAGCCAGGCAUGCUCAUGGAGGGGCCGCCGGGCCCCGAAGGCCCCGCAGGUCUCCCAGGACCUCCGGGAACGAUGGGGCCCACUGGCCAAGUGGGUGACCCUGGAGAAAGGGGUCCCCCUGGACGCCCAGGCCUUCCAGGGGCUGACGGGCUGCCCGGCCCUCCUGGCACCAUGCUCAUGCUGCCCUUCCGCUUCGGAGGGGGCGGUGAUGCCGGCUCCAAGGGACCCAUGGUGUCGGCUCAGGAGUCGCAGGCCCAGGCCAUCCUGCAGCAGGCCCGGCUGGCAUUGCGGGGGCCAGCCGGCCCGAUGGGUCUUACUGGGAGGCCCGGCCCCAUGGGCCCUCCAGGGAGCGGAGGUCUGAAGGGCGAGCCGGGAGACAUGGGGCCUCAGGGCCCCCGAGGAGUACAGGGCCCGCCUGGCCCGGCUGGAAAGCCUGGGAGAAGGGGCCGAGCUGGGAGUGACGGGGCAAGAGGGAUGCCUGGACAGACCGGCCCAAAGGGUGACCGCGGCUUCGACGGCCUGGCUGGGCUGCCGGGGGAGAAGGGCCACCGGGGUGACCCUGGUCCUUCUGGCCCACCUGGACCUCCGGGAGAUGAUGGAGAACGGGGUGACGAUGGAGAAGUCGGGCCCAGAGGGCUGCCUGGGGAGCCCGGGCCGCGCGGUCUGUUGGGGCCGAAGGGGCCCCCGGGCCCUCCUGGACCUCCGGGUGUGACAGGCAUGGACGGCCAACCAGGUCCGAAAGGAAACGUGGGCCCCCAGGGAGAGCCCGGGCCCCCGGGACAGCAGGGUAAUCCAGGUGCCCAGGGUCUUCCAGGUCCCCAGGGUGCAAUAGGCCCUCCAGGAGAAAAGGGUCCCCUGGGUAAACCAGGCCUGCCAGGAAUGCCCGGUGCUGAUGGACCCCCGGGGCACCCUGGCAAAGAAGGCCCUCCAGGCGAGAAAGGCGGCCAGGGUCCUCCCGGCCCCCAGGGCCCAAUCGGCUACCCGGGUCCUCGAGGAGUCAAGGGGGCCGAUGGCAUCCGCGGUCUGAAGGGCACCAAGGGCGAGAAGGGUGAAGACGGCUUUCCUGGGUUUAAAGGAGACAUGGGCAUCAAGGGUGACCGGGGGGAGAUCGGCCCCCCUGGUCCCAGAGGAGAAGAUGGCCCUGAAGGCCCGAAGGGGCGUGGAGGUCCGAACGGCGACCCCGGUCCUCUGGGACCCCCUGGGGAGAAGGGAAAACUCGGAGUUCCGGGAUUACCAGGUUACCCGGGAAGACAAGGACCCAAGGGCUCCAUUGGGUUUCCUGGCUUUCCUGGUGCCAACGGAGAGAAGGGGGGCAGGGGCACACCUGGGAAGCCUGGACCCCGGGGGCAACGAGGCCCGACGGGUCCGAGGGGUGAACGAGGCCCCCGGGGCAUCACUGGGAAGCCUGGCCCCAAGGGCAACUCUGGAGGCGAUGGCCCGGCUGGCCCCCCGGGUGAACGGGGCCCCAAUGGACCCCAAGGACCCACUGGUUUCCCUGGACCCAAGGGCCCCCCGGGCCCCCCAGGCAAGGACGGGCUCCCAGGGCACCCUGGACAGAGAGGAGAGACCGGUUUCCAAGGCAAGACCGGCCCCCCCGGGCCCCCGGGCGUCGUGGGCCCACAGGGUCCCACAGGAGAAACGGGUCCAAUGGGCGAGCGUGGCCACCCUGGGCCCCCAGGCCCCCCCGGUGAGCAGGGGCUCCCCGGCCUUGCCGGGAAAGAAGGGACGAAGGGCGACCCGGGCCCCGCCGGCCUCCCUGGGAAAGACGGCCCUCCUGGAUUACGCGGCUUCCCUGGGGAUCGCGGGCUUCCCGGCCCAGUGGGUGCACUCGGACUGAAAGGCAGCGAAGGCCCCCCUGGCCCGCCGGGCCCCGCGGGAUCCCCGGGGGAGAGAGGCCCUGCCGGCGCUGCCGGGCCCAUCGGAAUCCCAGGAAGACCCGGGCCCCAAGGACCUCCAGGGCCGGCUGGGGAGAAAGGAGCUCCUGGUGAGAAAGGUCCCCAAGGCCCUGCUGGCCGAGAUGGCCUCCAGGGUCCUGUGGGGCUCCCCGGACCAGCCGGCCCCGUAGGCCCCCCCGGAGAAGAUGGAGACAAGGGAGAGGUCGGGGAGCCUGGACAGAAGGGGAGCAAGGGGGACAAAGGAGAGCAGGGUCCGCCUGGGCCCACCGGUCCUCAGGGCCCCAUCGGACAGCCGGGCCCCUCCGGAGCCGACGGCGAGCCAGGCCCUCGUGGCCAGCAGGGCCUUUUCGGGCAGAAAGGUGACGAAGGCCCACGAGGUUUUCCUGGGCCCCCCGGGCCAGUGGGGCUGCAGGGUCUGCCGGGACCUCCCGGAGAGAAGGGCGAGACGGGGGACGUGGGUCAGAUGGGCCCCCCUGGGCCCCCCGGCCCCCGAGGACCCUCCGGGGCUCCAGGCGCUGACGGGCCACAAGGACCUCCGGGCGGGAUAGGCAAUCCCGGCGCCGUGGGAGAGAAGGGGGAGCCUGGCGAAGCUGGAGAGCCUGGCCUGCCCGGAGAGGGGGGCCCUCCGGGACCCAAAGGAGAAAGGGGCGAGAAGGGCGAGUCGGGGCCUUCCGGUGCAGCUGGGCCCCCUGGACCCAAAGGCCCUCCUGGGGACGACGGUCCCAAAGGCAGCCCCGGCCCUGUGGGCUUUCCUGGAGACCCUGGCCCCCCCGGAGAGCCUGGCCCCGCGGGUCAAGACGGGCCGCCUGGUGACAAAGGGGACGACGGUGAGGCUGGGCAAACGGGAUCCCCAGGCCCUACUGGUGAGCCGGGACCAUCUGGGCCUCCAGGAAAACGGGGCCCCCCCGGCCCCGCAGGCCCCGAAGGCAGACAGGGAGAGAAGGGAGCCAAGGGGGAAGCCGGCUUGGAAGGCCCUCCGGGGAAGACUGGCCCCAUCGGCCCCCAGGGGGCCCCUGGGAAGCCCGGGCCCGAUGGCCUGCGAGGGAUCCCUGGCCCUGUGGGUGAGCAAGGUCUCCCAGGCGCCCCGGGCCCCGACGGCCCCCCUGGCCCCAUGGGCCCCCCAGGACUCCCCGGCCUCAAAGGAGAUUCUGGCCCCAAGGGGGAAAAGGGCCACCCGGGCUUGAUCGGGCUCAUCGGGCCUCCCGGCGAACAGGGGGAGAAGGGUGACCGCGGCCUCCCCGGCCCCCAGGGCUCCUCUGGCCCUAAGGGAGAGCAGGGCAUCACUGGUCCUUCCGGUCCAAUCGGCCCCCCGGGCCCUCCCGGCCUGCCGGGUCCUCCUGGACCAAAAGGUGCUAAGGGCUCCUCGGGUCCCACUGGCCCGAAGGGUGAGGCUGGCCACCCAGGACCCCCCGGCCCGCCGGGUCCCCCCGGCGAGGUCAUCCAGCCCCUGCCGAUCCAGGCGUCCAGGACCCGGCGGAACAUCGACGCCAGCCAGCUGCUGGACGACGGGGCGGGCGAGAGCUACGUGGACUAUGCGGACGGCAUGGAGGAGAUCUUCGGCUCACUCAACUCCCUGAAGCUGGAGAUCGAGCAGAUGAAGCGGCCCCUGGGCACGCAGCAGAACCCGGCGCGCACCUGCAAGGACCUCCAGCUCUGCCACCCCGACUUCCCGGACGGUGAGUACUGGGUGGAUCCGAACCAAGGCUGCUCCAGGGACUCCUUCAAGGUUUACUGCAACUUCACGGCCGGAGGUGCCACCUGCGUCUUCCCCGACAAGAAGUCCGAGGGGAGUAAAAUGGCCCGCUGGCCCAAAGAGCAGCCUUCUACCUGGUAUAGUCAGUACAAGCGAGGGUCCCUGCUCUCCUACGUGGACGCCGAGGGCAACCCCGUGGGUGUGGUGCAGAUGACCUUCCUGCGCCUGCUCAGUGCCUCCGCCAACCAGAACAUCACCUAUAACUGCUACCAGUCGGUCGCCUGGGAGGAUGCCGCCACGGGCAGCUACGACAAGGCCCUGCGCUUCCUGGGCUCCAACGACGAGGAAAUGUCGUACGACAACAGCCCCUACAUCCGUGCCCUGGUGGACGGCUGUGCCACGAAGAAAGGGUAUCAGAAGACGGUUCUGGAGAUCGACACUCCCAAGGUGGAGCAGGUGCCCAUCGUGGACAUCAUGUUCAAUGAUUUCGGUGAAGCGUCCCAGAAAUUUGGAUUUGAAGUGGGGCCGGCUUGCUUCCUGGGCUAGGAGCCGCGAGCCCGACCCCCGAGAGCAACCUCGUGACCUCAGCGCGCCGUCUGCGGGCGUCCUGGACAGUGAAGGCCCCUCGCCCCUCCCCCGACCUCGUCCGCGCGGCUCCGUGCCCAGCCAGACCCCACACCCACAGAGAGCUAAGGGGAAGGGCUGAGUCCCCUACCCCGGAGCCGAGUCACAUGACCUAGACGGCCCGCCACCACUGGGCCCCCCACUUUCUCAGGCCCCUCCCGUCGCCACCACAUGCCACAGGGAUGGGCGGGGGCCACACUUUUGCCACGGAGCUGGCCGACCCGUCGCCUGCAGGGAGGGGUCACUGGGCCGGGGCGGGGGAGGGGGCGCAGUAUUCGGAGAUCACUUUUUUUUUUUUAAUUCAACUUGAAGAUGUGUAUUUCCCCCGACCUUCAAAUCAUGUUCUGAGGCAAGCCUUGUCAAGGUCGUCCCCGCCCAGCCAAAGCCUCUGUUUUCAACUACACGAUCCAUUCAUGGGCCAAAUGUCAUUCCGCAUGUGCCUUUCCUAUGGAUUCAAGGUGCUUUCGUUUUUGUGAGUUUUAAGUAAAUAUUUGUAUUGUAUUGUCAUAAACGUGCAGCGUCCCUGACUUUCAAUCAUGCACGGGAACCCAGCUUCAGCCCCACCGGAGAGUGGGGACAGGGGGUGGGCAGUCCCAUUCUGGUGAGAAGCGAGGUGCCCCCGGCCCCACCCGGGCCUAGAACGUGCAAUAAAGCGGAAGAUUGCCCGGGGGACACACGGCCGUUUGGCCAGCGGGCGCCACGUCCCUCUUCACACAAUUUUUUCAUCAGCUCUGUAGGGUUUUUUUAAUGGAGAGGGAGAAGAAAAAAAACAGAAGAACUUUAUGCUUUGCCUUUCCUUCAUGCACUUAGAUUAAAACGCAGGCAUAAAUUAAUUUUAAUUGCUUCCUUUCUCCAGUCUUCUUCCCGCAGAGCCUAAUGGGAGUAUGUCCAGGGCAGGGAACCCACACUCUCUGUAGAUGGUCCUUACGUGAUAAUUGGUGCUCACUUUACACUUGUCUUUUGUGGUGCUAUCUGUUCUAAGGUCUCCUUGAAAGGCAACGCGGGGGUGCGGGGCCGAGCCGCCCCCUCCCGCCUUCCGUGGACCCGGUCAUCACCCCCACAGUGCGGGUCCCUGCCAAGGACGUAAAGGUAGACGUGUGCCUCCUUCCUUCCCGCUGGGCCCACGCGCUUCUGCGCCCGCGGCUCACGGCGAGGCCCGCUUCCAUUGUCAGGCUGUGCUUCCGUGGCUUGAAAACACACCCACACAAGUAAAAGCUGCCCUGCACUGUCCGUGCUGGGACGAUCGCAGGCUGUAUCUGGUUGCUGAACGUUUGGUGCUAAUUUCUGUGUUUGUGCCGAGAACUGAAUCAAAGCUACGUGUGCGUCCCAGCUGGGUGGCCCGGGCGGGGCCUCGGUGCCCGGGCAGGGGGGCCGCAGGCUCUGCGGGUGUCUGCAGGGCUGCCGCAGGGCCUUCUCCCCACAAGAGCGAUUUGGAUUUCCAUCCACAAGCAUCCCGGGCUCAGGUCUCGGCCGCAGCGGAGCACAGGGCUGGCGAGGCUCCAUCUCGGUUCCGUUCCUUCUCCACGAGCGAGGGCCAGGGGCUGCCUUCCGGGGGCGGAGGACCUGAUGGCCCAGCGAGGACUGUCUGUCCCUUUACUGUGAAAAGCUGGCCAUGCCCUUUCCUUCCGCGAUGGGGGAAGCAGGUGGGGCCCCCGGGCCCUGCUCAGCCCCCUCGGGAGGAGAUGUGACAGGCUGGGUGCUGUCCCCUGCCCACCCUGGCCCGCCAGGGAGACCACAGCAGAGAGCCCCCCCCCCCCCGCCCCGGGCAAAACGAAAUCACCCACUAGGAUUUCCCGAAUUCUCGUGGAAACUGAAUCUUGCUGUUGCCAAAGAAAAGCCUGGCUUCAAGGUUCUUUCACGCCUGGGAUGCUGGCCCCCCGCCAAUGGCGGCCACGCCCGUCUCUUCCCAAGCAAAGCCGUACGCCAGGGCUGCCGAGCGGUGCUCCGUGGGUGUUGUCUAGGUCAUGUGAUUCCGUUUUGACCCCUCGUCCCUCCCGAGUCCGCCGCUCUGUCCUCCCCAUCCUGUGGUCCCUUUAAAGCUGUCGUCAUUUGUACUGAAGUCAAACGUGUCCCCUUCUCCCCAGGCCACUUCGCUACGGUAUAUUGCAAUAAAAAAUACUUCUUAUAUUUGCAGAAAUUCUCCUGGCGUAAUUCUUAUUCUUCUUGUCGAUACAGCUGGUCACUUGUUGCUGGAAAGGGAGAAGCAUGAGCGUCUAAAAACCCACAGAAAAGGUCUGAGACGUUGGGCCCUUUAAAAUACAAUGUCCAAUGACACCUGUCUCUUGCCCAAAACCCCCCUAGACACGUUCCUAAGUUUUACCUGUAAGGCCCAAGGAGGGGUGUUUUAAAAUAUUUUAAACCUGUGCGACGGAAGAGUCCUUGUAAGAGUUUUUCAAUAAAUCAAGUCUGCUGUUUCCACCGUGAA
Hyaena hyaena (striped hyena) is the source of this 8384-nucleotide messenger RNA. RefSeq names its product collagen type V alpha 1 chain (gene COL5A1). Gene Ontology annotation, molecular function: extracellular matrix structural constituent. The record is from RefSeq and is a predicted model, not a curated record. The transcript is spliced from 66 exons. The coding region runs from base 362 to 5881 and encodes 1839 amino acids. NCBI's taxonomy places the organism in Eukaryota, Metazoa, Chordata, Mammalia, Carnivora, Hyaenidae.